AUGGCGAACAAAUCCCAAUUCGCACCAGAAUGGGUAUUCAAGAUGGGAGCAGACACACAGGUGUUUGAAAACUCUGAGCCUAACGAGCUAGUGAGCCGAGAGUUCAGGGAUGUGUGUGAACAGAGCUUACAGGUAUUCAUUUUAUUCAUUAACGUCUUCGGCGUGUUCACCAACGGAAUCAACAUCCGGGUGUUCAUCAGACAGGGGAUAGCCUCAGACACCACCACCAUCGGCCUCUCCGCUCUAGCCUUGUCGGACCUCUUGGGCUGUUUCUUCAUGAUUCCCGCCUCCCUGUGCUACGUCAUCAAGUUUCUCGACUACACAGACUACCGGAACUGCGUGGCACUCACGUCUAUGCCAUGCCACUAUCCGCACGUGAUGUUCUCUCGAAUCACCUGCUGGCUCACCGUGUACAUCUCUGUGGAGCGCACGCUCUGUGUCAUGAUGCCCCUGAAGGUCAGGUUUCUUCUGAGACCAAAGGUGGCGAGGAACGUAGUUUCUUUCGUCUUCUUCUUCUUCGUCGUAUUUCACAUCCCAUUUGCCGCAAAUACCAGGAUAGUCUUGGAAUUUGACCCGGCAUUUAACCAAAGCAUGGCAGUAAACCGUGAAACCAAAUCUGGUCAAUUGUUUUUCUAUAUCAACAGCUUGUUAGGCACGACAAUACUGUCAACUGUUGCCAUGUUGAUCGUUGCCGUGACAACGUCCGUGAUGCUGUACAAACUGAAAACCACUCAGAAGUGGAGGAAAUCAGUCUCCUCAGUAUCCACCAAGUCCGCCUCCUCAUCCUCGAAAGAGCACGAAGUCUUUCAGACGGUUACCAUGGUGACGGCCAUCUACCUGGUCUGCCUGGUCGGAGGACACACGCCAGGAUUUGCCACGCUUUUCUUUCCAGGGGUCUCGUUGUCUGGGCUCAACAAAAAUCUGUUCCUCGUCAUGUACACCUUCAAGUUUUUCUUCGAUGCCGUCAAUUCUUCUGUGAAUUUUAUCUUCUACAUCCGGAUCAGCAGCAGGUUCAAAGCUGCCUUCAAUUCUAUUUAUAACCAUAACCCCCGUGAUAUGGGAACUGCUCCUUGA
Messenger RNA from Aplysia californica (California sea hare), 1074 nucleotides. RefSeq names its product pyroglutamylated RF-amide peptide receptor-like. The record is from RefSeq and is a predicted model, not a curated record. Bases 1 to 1074 code for a protein of 357 amino acids. Gene Ontology annotation, cellular component: membrane. NCBI's taxonomy places the organism in Eukaryota, Metazoa, Mollusca, Gastropoda, Aplysiida, Aplysiidae. Gene Ontology annotation, molecular function: G protein-coupled peptide receptor activity. The transcript has a single exon.